Molecule: messenger RNA, 924 nt
Organism: Esox lucius (northern pike)
Lineage: Eukaryota; Metazoa; Chordata; Actinopteri; Esociformes; Esocidae
Gene: pvalb9
Product: parvalbumin 9
Exons: 5
Coding region: 292-621 (109 amino acids)
Cellular component (GO): nucleus; cytoplasm
Molecular function (GO): calcium ion binding
Source: RefSeq, a predicted model, not a curated record
ACUUGUCUACCUGAUAUAAUAUAAGGACCUUACAGGUUCCAGACAGCGGCUAUUUACACGCUUCAGCCGGUCAAGGCGGAUAUAAAUAACUGUUAAUUAGUUAGGUAAGGAAUUGGAGAGGGGCCUGGUUGUGAUAAUUUGAUACUCGGACAGGUAACUCAAGCAUUGCUGAUCGUCGGAGCAUCCAGUCCAUAGGCUAUAUAAGUCUUCAUCGGCUGUUAUCAGUUACCACAAAGCCUUACAUAGUCUGCUUUGAAUUACGGCGAGGCGAGAUCAUCAAAGCGGGUUAAUAUGUCACUCACUUCAAUCCUUUCUGCGGAGGCUAUAGAGAACGCCGUCAAGGAGUUCCAAGCCCCAGAGUCUUUCAGCUUCAAGAAGUUUUUCCAGCUGUGUGGCCUGUCCUCCAAGUCUCCCAAGGAAGUCAAAGAUGUCUUCCAGAUCCUUGACAGCGACAAUAGUGGUUACAUCGAGGAGGCUGAGCUCAAGUUCUUCUUGCAGCGGUUUGUCCCAGGGGCACGGACGCUGACUGACACUGAAUGCAAAGGCUUCCUGUCUGCGGCCGAUGACGACAACGAUGGCAAGAUCGGAGUAGAAGAGUUUCUGACCAUGGUCCAGUCCUGAGGGUUCCAUGGGAACAGAGCGAGCGGCAGGUGUUGUUCUUAUCUUCUGCCUCCAGCCUCCAGUCUAUUUCCUCAAGACCACAGUAGAUUAACCAAUUCGGUUUGCUCUGUUCUUCUGCUUGAAUUGUGCCGUUCAAAAGUCUUUUUUUUCAGAGCCCGACCACAUUCAGUGACACGAUGAAACCGUUUUUAUUUGCAUUUUGAUUACGUUCUAGAAGGUUGUAUAGAUGUGUUGCCCCAUGUAUCCUUCAAUGCACAGCACAUUGUUGACCAGAUAUUAAUAAACACAUGGUAACUUAUAGUG